Molecule: messenger RNA, 705 nt
Organism: Aspergillus eucalypticola CBS 122712
Lineage: Eukaryota; Fungi; Ascomycota; Eurotiomycetes; Eurotiales; Aspergillaceae
Exons: 3
Coding region: 1-705 (234 amino acids)
Source: RefSeq, a predicted model, not a curated record
AUGGAUAGGAGGAGGCGUUCCCUGGAUGAACGCGGAUUAACCGACCGCGUCGCGUCGGGAGGGAGAGACGAUCCGUCCGUCGCGGGCGUGGAUGAAUGUAGGAUCAGGUGGUUUGGAAGAUUUACUUUCUUCAUCACUUCCUUGGAUUUCAUUUCCGACCAUCACAUCACACUGAUCGUCCUCCUUGCUCGAUCUUGGUAUUCGCUUCCUGUAUCUACUCGUUUUGCCAUCCACGAGCAAUGCGCCACGGCCGACUCUUCCUCCUGCCUGACUGCACAUCCGCCAAUAAUCCCUUUACCCUCCCGCCCCAUUGGCCCACAGUUGAGCACAUCUGGAUCUUCGGUCGCUAAUGGAGACGUGAAACAGAGCGAGAUGCUAUUCCCAUGUUUCGGCCAUCUACCUGAGAAACCCGUGGAACCGUCCUGCCGACAGAGCAUUAACUGGAUCAAUCUGAUCGAGUCGCAAAUGUGGAGCCCUCUUUCCGAUAGUCGAGAUCGAGUGCGCGCAUCUGGUCUAUGUGACUGCUCGUGGCUUGGAGCACACACCAGCCGUCACUUUGACAGGAUCUGGCUCCUCGUGCGUCUAGAUCGACCGCCAUUGUAUCCUGGCUCAAUGUGCAUGACAGCGCACGCUCGACUGGCUGAUCUGAUCCACAAUGACUUCUACACUGACAUUUCCGGCAACAGCAUAUCGAGCACGGAGUAG